GUUCAUCCUCUUCUUCCAAAUCCGCAGAAGAAGCAGAAAGAUCAGAAGAAAGAAGAAUCUUCAAUUAUAUUCCUCUUCACUCGAUCAGCAUACUGGAUGGACUAGGGCUAGGGUAGCAUCGAAAGAUGCAAAGAGGAGAAGAAAUAAAGAAAAAAGAGGCAAGGCGAGAUGAGGAGGGCGACGACCGGAUAAGUGAUCUCCCACUCCAACUUCGGGCGGCCAUUGUAUGCUUGCUGCCGGUGGAAGAAGCCGUCAGAACCACCGUUCUCUCAAAGUCAUGGACACAUGUUUGGACCCACUUUAAUCACCUCGCCCUCAAUAUGGACCCAGACAAACUCUGCCGCCGCCGCUUGAAUGGUCGUGACACCCAACCUUUCAAAAGCCUCCUAGACUCUCUUGCGCGUCUUAAUGUUGGCAUACGCAGUCUCACUCUCUCUCGGGCACGCGGCACCCUGAUACAACAGCUGGUGGAUGCCGACGAUGAGCACUACUACUCAUCUGAUCAUCAGUGGAGCUUAUUUAGCAAGUUCCUAGAGGUGCUCGACCUGUGGAAUGCCCAAUUAAUGGCACCCAUAAUAGCAUCUGAGCGACCAUUACCUUUUCAACGUUGUACGAAUCUCAGGACGCUCAAGUUGAGUAAAGUCUCACUACAAGUCCAUAGGUUGGAGGCUGAGAUCUUUCCCAAUUGCAACCUUCUAGAGAGCAUGUCCCUGCACUGCUGUGGUUUGCUGGGAUUGAGAUCCUUACGGAGGGAGGUGUUUAGCAUAUCAGCUCCCAUAAAUCUGAAAUCGCUGGGUCUUCAUGGGGUUCGCCUCAAAGGUGCAGAUUUUCUCUCGAUUAAGGCACCUGGUCUUCGUAACCUCGCGCUUAACAACACAUACUUUUACUAUUAUACAAAGGUUAUUGACGAUGUUCCUGAAUUCAGUUUUGCACUUGACGCUCCCGAACUUGUUGCACUCCAAGUCCAUGGCAUCAAAUUCGAUGCACCUCCGUAUCCACAAUAUGAUGGACCCUCCAAAUUUUAUUACUUGACUUGCACUCAUAUCCUCCGUCUCUUCUUCCUUUCAUCAUCUCCGCAGGUUCAACAAAGCACCCAAUUUAGAAGUCUAAGAAGCUUGUCUAGUGAUUUAGAUUUGAAUGAUGCUGGAGAUCGUGCAUUGUUGUUGAGGAUUCUUAAGCUCUCUCCAUCUUUAGAGAGGCUCUACAUUAGCAUCCCUCAUCACAAGAAAAGCAGGACAGAAGUUCCAAAAAGUUCAUUUGCGAGAGUCAAUCUCAAUAUGGCGAUCACGCAUCGGAAAACCCUGAGGAUCUUGGAGAUUACAUCUUUCCAUGCUUGAAAUCAAUCAAAGUGAGAUUGAACACGGAAAAUAUACCAAAAGAUGUACACCAUUUUUUGACAAAUCUGAAGCAAAGGAAUCCAAACUUACAAGUGCAACCACUGAGUCCAAAAGGUAUGUACCUUCAUUGGUGUCAUUCAACCACUGUUUAAUGUUUUGAGUGGGUGCAUUUUAAUACUCCGUAUUUGAACAAAUGGGAAUGCAUUUU
This is a messenger RNA of Cuscuta campestris, 1545 nucleotides long. The record is from the annotation of a GenBank genome assembly. Lineage: Eukaryota; Viridiplantae; Streptophyta; Magnoliopsida; Solanales; Convolvulaceae.